GGUUUUAGCCAGAUGAUCAUUGCACAGCAGUUCGCUAGAGGUCAGUAGCGCGCGAGCAGAUUGAGAACCACCACAAAUCAAGAAGAAAACAAUCUGGUUCUCAUUUUAAACUUCCGGGCAUGGCGGAGAAGAAAACAACCGGUAACCUCCGCUCGCAGGAUCCCAACCAGCGGCGCGUGCUGGACAGCGCGACGCGCCAGCGCCGUUUAACCCGCCAGCUCGAGGCGCUCGAGAAAGACAAUUUCCAGGACGACCCUCACGCGAGCCUCCCGCAGCUCGUCAAGCGGCUGCCGCAGUUCGACGAGAGCAACGAAUCCGGUAACGAAUCGAGCAAGCGGAGGAAGAAGACAAGGGGUGAUCAUUUUAAACAGAGGUUCCGCAAAAACUUCCAGGCUCUUCUGGAGGAGGAGGACUUGAGUGUCAGUGAGGGUCCAAACUAUCUGACUGCAUGUGCUGAGCCCUCUAAGUUUCCCCAGCGACAUUUCUGUGCAGUGUGCGGCUUCCCAUCAAACUACACCUGUGUGUCAUGUGGAGCUCGCUACUGCUGUGUCCGAUGUUUAGGAACACACCACGAGACCAGGUGUCUAAAGUGGACGGUAUGAUUUGUUCCUCAACUGAACUCCUAUCAAAAGUAAAACAAGCUUAUGGGUCAAAAUGGACACUUACGAGUUUAUGUUCCUCAGAAGCAUCCCAGUCAAUUGUCUGCACAAUAAACAUGUUGAGCUGUAAAUCACUAGAAGCCUUAGACCUGACUGCUAAAACAACAUCUUUAAAAAGCAAAAUGCCUAUUCACGGAUUUCUGUAUCAUAAUUAAAGGAAGCUGCAGCAGUUAACAAAAGUUUUUGUAUAUGAAGUUUUGUAAUUUAACAAAAAUUAUUGCUUUUGUAUGUAAAUAUGUGUACAUGUUUAUCUUAUUGCUAUAAAAUUGUGUUUUCUGAUACAAAUAAAUGACUACAAGUGGUAAAAA
This is a messenger RNA of Cyprinus carpio (common carp), 967 nucleotides long. RefSeq names its product zinc finger HIT domain-containing protein 1-like. Gene Ontology annotation, biological process: chromatin remodeling. Gene Ontology annotation, molecular function: nucleosome binding. Lineage: Eukaryota; Metazoa; Chordata; Actinopteri; Cypriniformes; Cyprinidae. The record is from RefSeq and is a predicted model, not a curated record. Gene Ontology annotation, cellular component: Swr1 complex.